Sorex araneus (European shrew) is the source of this 863-nucleotide messenger RNA. RefSeq names its product protein FAM177A1-like. The record is from RefSeq and is a predicted model, not a curated record. Bases 74 to 442 code for a protein of 122 amino acids. Lineage: Eukaryota; Metazoa; Chordata; Mammalia; Eulipotyphla; Soricidae. The transcript has a single exon.
GCGCUACCGGUGGUGAGUGCCUCUUCCUCGUCGCCGACCGUGCCCCCGACCGCGGCUGGGCGGGAGGCGGAGGAUGGAUGUGGGCUUAUCGGCCAUUACGUUCUAUCUCGCUAGUGUCAACAGCCCUGCAGCGGCGACGAGCAUGGACGUGGAGUGCAGGAGCCGCGCGGAUGGAGGAGACCGAGUGGCCGCGUCUGGGGCUGCGGCCGCCGCGGCGCUCCGGCACCCGGUGCGGCAGAUGAGUAAUGAAAGAGGCUUUGAAAAUGUAGAACUGGGAGUCAUAGGAAAAAAGAAAAAAGUCCCAAGGAGAGUUAUCCACUUUGUUAGUGGUGAAACAAUGGAAGAAUAUAGUACAGAUGAAGAUGAAGUUGAUGGCCUGGAGAAGAAAGAUGUUUUGCCUACUGUUGAUCCGACAAAACUUACCUGGGGCCCCUACUUAUGAUUUUACAUGCUUCGGGCUGCCACCUCAACCCUCUCAGUGUGUGACUUUCUUGGAGAGAAGAUUGCAUCUGUUUUGGGCAUCAGCACCCCAAAAUACCAGUAUGCCAUUGAUGAGUAUUACUGGAUGAAGAAGGAGGAAGAAGAGGAAGAAGAAAACAGGAUGUCUGAAGAAGCAGAAAGACAAUUUCAACAGAAUAAACUACAGGCUGAUACCAUUGUUCAGACAGAUCAGCCAGAAACUGUGGUAUCGAGUUCAUUUGUGAAUCUUAACUUUGAGAUGGAGGGAGACUGUGAAGUAAUUAUGGAAAGCAAGCAAAACCCAGUCUCUGUCCCACCAUAAAAUCAGAUGAAUAUAAAACUUUAAACACUAAGGAAUUGUUUAUACCAGAAACUUCUCGUGUUCUUUAUUCAUUGGGACUUAA